Messenger RNA from Candidozyma auris, 1380 nucleotides. RefSeq names its product Mac1p (gene MAC1). Gene Ontology annotation, biological process: regulation of DNA-templated transcription. The coding region runs from base 1 to 1380 and encodes 459 amino acids. Lineage: Eukaryota; Fungi; Ascomycota; Pichiomycetes; Serinales; Metschnikowiaceae. The transcript has a single exon. Gene Ontology annotation, molecular function: DNA-binding transcription factor activity; copper ion binding; DNA binding. The record is from RefSeq and is a predicted model, not a curated record.
AUGUGUCGGCACCACCAGAGACCGUUACUACAAGUGAGGUCGAAAGGGCGGCCCAAUAUAGGCACAGGAAACAAGAAUCAUCGAAUUGCCGUUUUUGCCGAAGAAGUGGCAUCGUCUCCAGAACCAGAAGAAGGCGAUAGUUGCAAAGACUACCCUGUGGUUAUAUUGAAAGCUUCAGAUAAACAGGUGAUAGACCUACUGAACGGACAGAUUUUGGGGCCGUAUGACGAGAAGGCCCACGAAGUACAGAGCAGAAGACCAAUCAUUCAUUCAGAUAGCUUCAUCAACUCUUCUUCAUGCUGCUCAAAGGGUGCUUCCAGGGUCACGAAGCAGUGUUCCUGCAAUAAGAGCGCUGUCUCCAGAACUAAGAUCCUCAAAUCAUACUUCGACAAGCACAAAAACGAUAAGUUCCCAGUCAAGUCAGAAGUUCAUGUACAACCUGCUAAGCUGACUUGUUGCAGCUCCAAGAAGCAGGCCAAUGCCACGAACAACAAUGACCCUCACACUCCUUAUCCAAAUCCAACAUUGGCUAAUCCUUACUUAAGGCCAAACCUUCCUCAAGAUUCUCCCAUGGUCUCGUCCAAUAUUGGACAGCUACCUGUUCAGUCUAAUUCAUAUCCACACAAUCUUUUCACGAACGUUUCGUUUCCUUCCAUGUCCCUUCCUCCAUUCGUGCCUAUGCCGGAAAUGCUGUACAAUUCCAACCAUGUACGACAAGAAACGUACUCCAACCUUGCCUCUAGCAAUACGGGCGAAGUGUUUGAAGUCGUCAACGUGCCUUCGUGUUCGAUUCUGGGUACUUGCCGAUGUACUGAUGCCUGCAACUGCCCUGGCUGCGUCGAACAUAACAACGCUCCAAAGCCACCAGCACAAAUCCAUCUUGACUCGCUACGAAACGAUGCUCAAUACAGUUCCAACCUAAUUCUCACCCUGAAAGAACAACCGAAGAAAAUCUCAGAGAAGCCGGGUACGCAGCCUAUCCCUCCCACUGGCUCUGUACCUAAGGACUUUGAUACUUACGCAAACUUUCUUCGACUGAUAAUUGGGGAAUCCGCCUCCGUGGGCCAAGAUUCUGGACAGACAGAAGUGGAAUCCGUCAACAAUAGCGAAGAUCACAAAUGUGAGUGUCCAGACGAUGCUUGUUUUUGCACAAAUUGUGAAGCCCACGGUAUUAUUGACGGCUACAGACUAGACGACAUCUUCACUUCACGCGCAGCGUUGGAGAACCACACAAUCAAGCAGGAGUCGAUAAAUUCUACCGGCUGUGACAAGCAUUCACCUCUCUGUUCGAGUGUUUCUCUUCUGUCGCGAAGUUCGGACUCAACACUACUAGGUAUGAGUAACAAUAAGGAUAGUUCGAGUCUGGAGAAGAUUAAAUGA